AUGAUAACUUCUAUUCCUUUUCCAGAAAGACAGAAGAAGAAGAAGUUCAAGGAUCAAUUGAAGAAGUUCAUUGAAAAGAUCAAACAGAUUCGAAUCAACAUCCCUUUUGCAGAAGCCUUGGAGGUAAUGCCAAACUAUACCAAGUUCAUGAAGGAGGUCCUAUCCAAGAAAAUUCGGAUCGAAGAAGACACACCAGUGACACUCACGGCAACUUGCAGUACCAUUCUUCAGUCGAAUCUACCACCGAAAAUGAAAGAUCCAGGGAGUUACAAUAUUCCUUGUAUUAUUGGAAAUUCUACUUUCGAUAAAGCUUUGUGUGAUUUGGGGGCAAGUAUUAAUUUGAUGCCUAUGUCUGUGUUUCUAAAACUAGGCUUAGGAAAUUUGAACCGCACUCGCAUGACUUUACAACUAGCUGAUCGUUCAUUGAAAUAUCCUGAUGGGGUUGUAGAAGAUGUGCUAGUUAAAGUAGAUAAAUUCAUUUUGCUUGAAGAUGAUGAAGCACCAAUCAUUUUAGGUCGUCCAUUCUUAGCCACUCGUAAGGCGAUGAUUGAUAUGAAAUUAUGA
Erythranthe guttata (spotted monkey flower) is the source of this 564-nucleotide messenger RNA. RefSeq lists its product as uncharacterized. Lineage: Eukaryota; Viridiplantae; Streptophyta; Magnoliopsida; Lamiales; Phrymaceae. The record is from RefSeq and is a predicted model, not a curated record.